Molecule: messenger RNA, 2697 nt
Organism: Neospora caninum
Lineage: Eukaryota; Apicomplexa; Conoidasida; Eucoccidiorida; Sarcocystidae
Exons: 3
Coding region: 1-2697 (898 amino acids)
Biological process (GO): regulation of DNA-templated transcription
Molecular function (GO): DNA-binding transcription factor activity
Source: RefSeq, a predicted model, not a curated record
AUGAAAGUGCGCGUCCGCGAGAACGGUGGGUUUUGCUCGGAGACAGAGGAACCGUGCCAUCCGGUUGGGAGACCGCACGAUGGCGAGAAGUCACGGGCGGCUCCGGAGACGGUGACAGAGGAGUGGCGAAACUCGUGUUCAUCUCAUGAUUUUCAAGGCCCGCAGACAAUGGGGACGUCCAGCGCUUCUUGCAUAGGGGCGAGACGGGACAGAAGCCUAGACUAUCAGGCAUCAUGCGUACCGGCGAGAUUGCCGAGCUUCCUUCGGAGUGUGGACACGGAUGACCAAUGCGGAAUGACGGAUGAGCGCGUUGUCGAAUGCAUGGGUGCCGUGAAGCCGGACAGGCACUACCCCGUUGGUGCUUCGAACACCAGCCGUGGGAAGGUAUCUUCAGAAGAGCACCUGAACGUCGCUGAAUUGAACGUCAUUGCUAAAAUGAAGGCGCUGGCAGGAUCACGCCUCCUCCACACAUCUAACCAGGCAGUUGGGAAUUCGCUUCCCGAAGCUACCCUUCGGCUGUUAACUGGUAGCAUGAACCUGCCUCAAGACGGAUGUGGCCAGGAUACUGUCGGUUUUCAUCGUAGGCUUGGGGAAACCAGGUCAGGGGAGACACAGUUGUGCCGUCAGCAGGUACUGAACAGGUGUUCAGAUUUCACCGGUGAGGGUCCGGAAAGCUUUGAAACUGCUUUCCGCAAGGCCGAGGUUGACUUCCACCUGUCGGGAAAUACUGAUGGCGUCGAUAGUACUGGAAGCACUAGGUCAGAGGACUCCGGCUGUGAAUCGCCAUCCUCACCGCCGUUUAUUGCGUCAGCGGCCGCCACUGGUUCCCCAAAACAUUCUUGUGCCCCGCUUCGCAGCAACUCUGCAAGGGGCAACGAUGGGGCCGCAAUGGAUAGUCGAUCCAAGAAAGAGACGGUUGAGACAGACGGCGCUUUCUGGGUAAAUGCCAAAAAACGCACCUAUAGCCGGUCGCCGAGGAAUAUUCAAGCUGACAAUGGCCGUGCACUGCCACUCAGGCAUAAUCAGGAAGGGAAGGGACGAAUCAGUGGCGGCGCUACUUCUGCAGACUACUACGCAAUGCAUAAAGCCCUGCCCAAGGUGACUGGGGUGCGUUUCCAGGCCCAGAGGAACCGUUUUGUGGCGGAGUGGUAUGACCGCGGUCGAACCAGGAUGGCGUACUUUCCCGUCAAAUUGUACGGAUUCGAGCAUGCGCGGAAUCUGGCUAUCCGAUGCAGAGAGGAAGUGCUACAACUCAAACUUGCCAAGCGGAACAGCAAGGGCGACGAUCCAAGCAACAUCGCGUCCGCACGUCGCGAGAACGGCUGUGCAACUCUCGGGUCAUUGGAGAUUGACACGCCUCCGUUGAAAUGCUGUCGCCUCGACAACAACAUAUCCACGGCGUCUGUGCCUUCUUGGCGACAUACAGUUUUCCCGAAAACUUCAACUCCGCCUUUCCAGUCUCCCUUCCUCUGUGAUGUAGCGACCUCUCCAGCACCGCCGCUCAAAAAAUGCACUGACAAGGAAACACCUGCUUCGGACGUUAGCCUACUUCGAUCGCUUCUCGCUGUCGAUUCUGAGGCGGUCAACAAUGCGAUGGCUGCUCACAGUGAGCCGGGCUACUUUUCGGAAGACCCGUGUUUGCCGACGCUGCUGCAGCAUCGGCAGGGGCGCCUGAACUCUAAGCGGACACAGCCACCGGCGAGUGGAAGAGCGGCGAACGCUGAGGUAGGAGAGGCCAUCCUACGUGAGCUGCUUAAAAGAGUUGUGGCGGCGGCCGCUGACGGCGACCAGAUGCAGAAGACCCAUGGUAAUGGCGGCGCCUUGGGCUCCAGUAGUUCAACGGGAAAGGUGUCAACCGCGCCACUCGGCUUCCGUUCGCCGCUCUCGCCGCUGGAUAUGGCAGAACUUUUUCAGCCGGCGCCCUGCGAUCAGACGCGAACAAGUGACAAAGACGAGCCUCGGUCUCUGCCUCCCGAGAUCGUAUCGUCGGCGGAGUGCCCUUCGCCUGCGAAAUGCUUCCCAUUGUGGCCAGAUGCGCAGCAGUCUCGUAUCUUGACCAGCGAAUGCGGUAACCAGACAGACCGUGCUCGGAAGCAGCCUGUCUCGUCAGGCCUCAGACCUAGCGACAGCAGCGGUCUUGGGCGACGUCUCGCAGCACGAACAAGUGGGGGAGUGUGCGACCAAGGAGAGGGUCUGGUCGAGCCCUCUAACUACAGUCAAAGGCUUUUUGAGGUACGGGAGUUAGAAGAAUGCGGUCAUCAAAGCGGCGAUGGUUGUGAGAUCGUCCCAGCAGCGCGCUCGACUGCACAAGACUGCGGAAAUCGAGUAGACAGUGGAGUGUUUUGCACGGACGAUCUGCGUGCAUCAGAGUCCUCGAACCUGUCGCCAAGUCGCACGGUGGAUCCGUGUAACGCACCGGAUUCGACAGACGUCCACGAAAAGAAGCUGGCUAUACUCAAGACGGCGGUUAGUGUUAUUAUGAACGAGGUGAUAGAGCGGUGCACCCGCGGACCGCCUGGCGGUAACCUAGGAACUCGCACACAUGGCACUUCCAGCCUCCAGCGGGGCGGCGCUGUGUCGGGUGAUGCCCGGGAAUCCGGCGAAGAGGUCCGCAGCGUCGACAAGCAGCAUCUGCUGCUGAAUGCCCUUCGAGAAGCCAUGGCAGCCGGACAUCGCCCGGGGGGUUGGCCCGCGUAA